Staurois parvus is the source of this 627-nucleotide messenger RNA. The record is from the annotation of a GenBank genome assembly. NCBI's taxonomy places the organism in Eukaryota, Metazoa, Chordata, Amphibia, Anura, Ranidae.
AAGAAGCCUCACCGCUACAGGCCCGGCACCGUGGCUCUCCGAGAGAUCCGCCGCUACCAGAAAUCCACCGAGCUGCUCAUCCGCAAGCUGCCCUUCCAGCGCCUCGUCCGAGAGAUCGCCCAGGACUUCAAGACCGACCUGCGCUUUCCAGAGCUCCGCCGUCAUGGCUCUGCAGGAGGCCGCAGAGGCUUAUCUCGUCGGACUCUUCGAGGACACCAACCUCUGCGCCAUCCACGCCAAGAGGGGUCACCAUCAUGCCCAAAGACAUCCAGCUGGCACGCCGCAUCCGCGGAGAGAGGGCCUAGACCCCCCGCAACAGACAUUCCACACAACCCGCCAACCAACGGCUCUUCUCAGAGCCACCACCUCCCCCCCACAGAGCUCUGUACCGGGGACUUCUCCGCCUUUCCUCCUCAUGGCGCCUUUUACAAUUCAGCGCAAUCUGGGGUCGCCAUUACAACAUGUAAAGAACCAAACCGGUUUACACAACGCAGCGCCGUCUGUACAUGGGGGGGGGGGGGGGUGGGGGGGCGCCCGAUGGGGGAGGGGACUUGGUGGCAAAUAGUUUCUGUUCUCUCCUCAGUUACAGAAAUACAGACUGCGCUAGUAACAUAUAUAGAUCGAUAA